Messenger RNA from Pocillopora damicornis (cauliflower coral), 1040 nucleotides. RefSeq names its product blastula protease 10. Gene Ontology annotation, molecular function: zinc ion binding; metalloendopeptidase activity. Gene Ontology annotation, biological process: proteolysis. The record is from RefSeq and is a predicted model, not a curated record. NCBI's taxonomy places the organism in Eukaryota, Metazoa, Cnidaria, Anthozoa, Scleractinia, Pocilloporidae.
CUACGCUGUAUUUUCAACAGAUUUUCACAGGUAUACAGUUUAUGUUAAACUGACUCGACAUGAAGUGGUUGGUAGCUCUUGCGUUGUUCAGAACAGUUCUCUGCGCACCACAUGGCCAUACUGCUGACGAAAAUGAGGGUAUUGAAAGCAAAAUCCUAGUUGAAGGAGACAUGCGUCUUACAAAAAAGCAGGUGUAUAAUAUCGAACACGGACUGGAUGUCGACAGCUCUCGAAAACGAGGCUCAAUAGCAGAUAACUCUCUAUGGCCGAAUGGAUUGGUACCCUAUGAAAUCCACCCAAGUUUAAGUGGUAUUCCUCGCGCUGUGAAUGCCAUUAAUCAAGGAUUGGCAGAAUGGACUUCAAAAACUUGUCUCCGAUUUAAGGAGAGAGAAGGUGAAAGCGAUUACAUCAUUUUUGGCGAUGGAGGAGGAUGCUGGUCAUAUGUUGGUCGACGUGGAGGUCGCCAACCGAUCUCUCUAAGUAACGGCUGUUGGUGGAGAGGAACUGUAACUCACGAAAUUGCUCAUGCACUUGGUUUCUACCAUGAGCAAUCACGACCUGACAGAGACGAGUUUGUUACGAUAUUAUGGGAUAACAUUGAAACAGACAAAGAGAGUAAUUUUCGAAAAUACAGCCGGUCAACGAUUGAUUCUCUUGGUACUCCAUACGAUUAUGGGAGCGUGAUGCAUUAUGGGGCAUUUGCAUUCAGCAGAAACAACCAACCAACAAUAGUGGUUAAACAAACGGGGCAAAAAAUUGGGCAACGAAAUGGCUUAAGCCCUGUUGACGCAGAGCAAGCGAAUCUUCUUUAUCGAUGUGGCCUACGAAAAGAAACCACAACUUUGCCGCCAACAACUACUCAACCGCCAAAGACUACUCAACCACCAACAGUGAGCUGCACAGACAACCUUUCCGCGAACCUCUGUAACAUUCUGAAAAGUGCGUUUACUUGUGUACCCAGUUUCGUUUCCUCAUACUGCGAGAAGACCUGUAACAAGCGAUGCUAAAAGCUGUUAGAACUUAACGUGUCUCAUUUCCAG